Molecule: messenger RNA, 273 nt
Organism: Radiomyces spectabilis
Lineage: Eukaryota; Fungi; Mucoromycota; Mucoromycetes; Mucorales; Radiomycetaceae
Exons: 2
Coding region: 1-273 (90 amino acids)
Source: RefSeq, a predicted model, not a curated record
AUGUUGAUCAAGUCCGUUUCCUAUCGUUCGUUAAAAGUUCCAGCUUUGUGGCCGCGGUACACUCAUUCUACAGUCGUACAACGCUCCAGCGGUGAUCAAGGUGUUGGUCUCGGUAAAUUUGCCGAUCGUGAAAAGGCCGCCGAAGAUCAGUGGGCACGACAAGAUGAUGCUGAAAAAUUGAAAGCUUUCCGUCAUAAAAUCGAAGAAGAGCAUGUGAAGACAGAGAAGAUCAGAGAUAAAGUCGAAGAUUUAAAGAAGAAGCACAAGAAAUAG